UACUUUUCUAAUGCACACAAUUUCAAUAUGUAUAUCACGACUCCGUGAUUGACUAAUAGGAAUUGCACAGGGGCUAAAUCCCGUGUUUACAUUACGCUAAUGUCAUAUUAGUGUCGUCAACUAAUGUAUUCCUUUGUCCCGCAUGCAAGUGCUGCCUUGUUUUUUUUUAGCUCGGUGAUUAAUUUGGUUAAUACAGUAUAAUGAAUCCUGCAAUGAGUCAUGGGAUUGGAAUGUCAUCUACAAGCAGCUCCAGCAGCUCCACCGCUCAACAGGAGUACCUCCUUGUAGGGAGCAUUACGGACAGUGCCUGUGAAGCCUUGCUGCUCCGUCUCAAGGCUCUCUGUGACAACGUGGAGACUCCGGAGACGUUUAGGGAUCAUGAGAUGGUGUUUGUGCUACGUGGUCAAAACCAACAGACUGCUGUGUUGAGGGCCAGGAGGUCAGUGAACCCACCGAGUUCAUCAUGGCAGUUAAGGUACAUCGGUCAGAAUGAUGUAAGUGAUAAGAGUAGGAUGGUCACUGUUCGUAGCUAUCAAGAUUGCGCUACCUCAAAAAACUUGCCUGGCUUUCUCGACGAGAUUGGUUUCAAAUUGGAUUAUGAGUUUGUGGCAGAGGGUCAUAUGUUCAGGAAGGGCCGCCUCAAGAUAACGGUAUCAAAGUUAUUCAAGUUUUCUCAGCCUGGAUUACCGGAGAGCUCCCUCGAUCCCAUGACCAACUCUCGUCUCGUAGAACUCAGUGUGGUGGCGCCCUCAGGGUCCGAAAACGUACCAGAGGACAUGCGGCUGUUUGCCGAACAACUCAAACCUUUGGUAAUUGUAGAUAAACUACAUGUAUGACCUCAACUCGGUCUUCACUUAUGAGGAUGGGGAUACAGUGUCCAUUAUUCCCCUGGAUCGAGAGCGGCAAACGGAUUAAUAACCAUCAUGUUUGACAUCAACUCGGACUUCAGUUUGAAAGAUGGGGAUGCAUUGUUUGAUGAAUUUCUAAAACAGUACCCAUCAUUUCUCUCGGGUCGAGAGCAGCAGCCCCAGUGAAAAACUACAUCAACUUGCACUGUUUGUUCGAUGAUGUGGAUGGAUUGUUCGACACCCAAUACAAUGCCCAUCUUAUUUUCCUGCGUUGAGAGCGGCAACUACAGUGAUAAGCUCCAUGUAUUACCUCAGCUUAGACUUUACUUAUGAAGAUGGGGAUAGUGUCAAAUGAUUCCCUUGGAUCAAGGGCGGCAAACGCAUUAAUAAACUACAUGUAUGACCUCAGCUCGGUCUUCACUUUUGAGGAUGGGGAUACAGCGUCCAUUAUUCCUGUGGAUUGAGAGCGGUAACCUGCAUUAUUAAAUAAACAUCAUGUUUGACAUCAACUCGGACUUCACUUUGAAAGAUGGGGAUGCAUUGUUUGAUAAAUUUCUAUAACAGCGCCUAUCGAUUCUCCCAAGUUGAGAGCAGCAACCACAGUGACAAACACGAUGUAUGACAUCAACUUGAACUUCACUUUUGAAGAAAAAAACCCCCCCCAUUUAUGCCAUCAGUUUGUACUUACGAAGAUAAGGAUGAAUUGUUAAACAUGAAAUACAGUGCCCAUUGUAUUACCCUGAGUUGAGGACACCAAACAGAAUGAUAAACUCCAUGUAUUACCUCACCUCAGACUUAACGUGAAAACGGGAUAGUUUCUAUUUAUUCUCCUGGAUUGAGAGCAGCAACCGCUGUGAAGUGCAUUUGAGUAAUUGCUAUUUGCAUCUCGGGGCUUUCUCGUCUAGUGGAAAGAUAGCGAUGGGACUCUCCAACAUGAUGGAAGUGCAUGUGAAACUGAACUCCUUAGUGUGGUGGAAAGACAUUUAAUCAAGACUUCAAACAAACUAUGCUUGCUACACCCAAAUGAAGGCAUACAUGUGAGACUGAUAUGCCUUUUGUAUAUUAUUCUUCAGUUUGAACAGUUAUGGAGGAGAAAGUGUAACAUCGUGGAUGUUUUGAGUGUUACCUCUGGCAACAUGGGUGUAAAAUGGAGUAAUUGAAUUACAAUUUCUAUGCACCUGUAUAUAUGCAAGGCUCCACACUAACUUUUGUUCUUGGUGGCCUGAUUGGCCCACCAAAGUCAUCAUUUCAUAUUUUUGGUGGCCCGCAAAGCAAAUUUAGUGACCUCAAAACAAUAGAAAAUAUUACAAUUUAUGAAAAGUUUGGAAGCCCAAGCGGGCCACCAAGUGUUAGCUUUUACAGAAUGUUGGUGGCCCUACUCUCAUUUUUGGUUGCCCCUGGCCACUGCUAAUGUCAAGCCCUGAUAUAUGUAUUCGUUACACCCGCGUUGAGGUGCUUAACUCUGGCUGAAAUGCCUUGUGAAUAUACAGUAUCCACCUAUUAUGAAAUGGUAUGGAGAAGAAAUUUUGCGGGAAAAUAAAUGUUUGGAACGUUGUCUAUGGAAGCACAAUGAUAAUUGCACACCUUUUCUACUCCUGGAUUGGGAGAGUCGACCUUUGCUAAAAAGACAAACACUAUGGAAUUUGUAUAUUUUGCCUAGUCUAUCGUACAUUGUGAACAAAAUAAAAUGCAAAAGAAUACACUGAA
Lytechinus variegatus (green sea urchin) is the source of this 2555-nucleotide messenger RNA. It is a transcript of the gene med18, whose product is annotated as mediator of RNA polymerase II transcription subunit 18-like. Gene Ontology annotation, biological process: termination of RNA polymerase II transcription; regulation of transcription by RNA polymerase II. The coding region runs from base 201 to 836 and encodes 211 amino acids. NCBI's taxonomy places the organism in Eukaryota, Metazoa, Echinodermata, Echinoidea, Temnopleuroida, Toxopneustidae. Gene Ontology annotation, cellular component: core mediator complex; mediator complex. Gene Ontology annotation, molecular function: transcription coregulator activity. The transcript is spliced from 7 exons. The record is from RefSeq and is a predicted model, not a curated record.